CGAUCGCAUCGCACAGCUCCCUAGCCCCCAAAUCGCUGCCCAAACGAGGGCGUCGUGCUACAGCUGCCCCCAGGAUGAUUAUCCUCACGAGCUGCGCCCACUGCGCGGCCCCGCUGGAGAUCAUGGGCAAGAAAUGCGGCCGCUGCUUCACGCGCUACUGCGGGGCGGACUGCCAGAAAGCGCACUGGAAGGCGGAGCACAAGCAAAUGUGCGGACAAAUAAGGCUCGGCGGCGGCGCGGAGAAGUACAACGCCGACCGUAAAUACGCGGAGGCCGUCGAAACCGCGUUCUGGGCGUGCAAGGAGGAGACCAAGGGCCAGACGUGCUACAUUUGCAUGGAGGAAUUCAAAAGCGUGACGAACGAGGGCCUCGUGACCAACUUUUGCGCGUGCCGGGGCGGCUCGAGCUACGCCCACGUGUCCUGCGUCGCGACGCAAGCUCGGGUCGUCGUCGACGACGAGACGUCGAAUGAGUCGGCCGAGAGUAGGUGGAAUCGGUGGAACGCGUGCCGCCUGUGUGGGCAGCGCUACCACGGCCGCAUGCAAUGGGCGCUCGGGUGGGCGUGCUGGCAGACGUAUACGUGUCGAGAUGCCGUGGAGUAUAAUUGGCAACGGCUGUGCGCCAUGGGUGUAUUGGGGCGAGGUCUCAAGGGCGUGCGUCGCAUGAAGGAGGCACUCGUCGUCCAGGAGGCCGAGAUCGCCACGCACAAGCUCCUACAUCCGAACAGUGACGGGCACCGCCUCGGACUCAUGCAUAAUGUGGCUGGUACCUACAUGAAUCUGGGCCUACGCGAUAAGGCGCUCGAGCUCCACCGACAUAUUUGUGGACCCAACGGGCUGGCGGCCGCGUUUGGCGCCACGCACGAACACACCUUGCGCUCGAAGUUGAGUUUGUCGUCUGCGCUCAUCGAAUGCGCGCAACACGAGAAGCCGCAGUUAUUCCGCGAGGCAAGGUCGCUGACGGAAGAGUAUAUCCCCGUCGUGGACCGGGUCUUGGGGCCUGAUCACGAAUGCUCGCUCCAGCUCCGAGAAAACCGCGUGGAAGCCAUAAUGAACGACACCAGUAGCACGCCGGGCGACCGCGCCGAGGCCAAGGCCGUCUGUGAGGACGCCACGCGCCGGGCGCGCCGGGUGUUCGGGGCCUCGCACCCGGUCACGGUCCGCCUCGCACAGCAAUCCAAGGACGUGGCCAAGUUCCUGACCGCCUUGGAACAACGUCGGAGCCUCGCCGCGAAGCUCGAACCCGAGGAGAACGCGGAGGAGGUCGACUGAGAAGGUGGUACUAGGUAGCUCGCUUAAAUUACUAGUAAUCUGUUUAGUAGUACCC
Pelagomonas calceolata is the source of this 1326-nucleotide messenger RNA. The record is from the annotation of a GenBank genome assembly. Lineage: Eukaryota; Pelagophyceae; Pelagomonadales; Pelagomonadaceae.